Messenger RNA from Periconia digitata, 1026 nucleotides. The record is from the annotation of a GenBank genome assembly. Lineage: Eukaryota; Fungi; Ascomycota; Dothideomycetes; Pleosporales; Periconiaceae.
AUGUCGGACAUUGAAAAGUCAUUCAGCUUUCUGGACCAGAGCAUUCCGGCAUGGUUCACACAAAUAGCCGAAAUCGAGGCCAAGGUGUUGACAAUGCAAGAAGAGUUGGCCAAUGUCCCGCCCUCCACAUCCGUACCUCUCAAACGGAAAACAGGCUCAAUGGAAUCAUUAAGAGGCGAUUUCGAUACCGCGGUUGGAUCCACGAACCCAGACUCGUCGACACAAGCCACUCCAACGACGACUCGGAAAAGGAAAACUCCUACCAUCACGUCCGGCAAUAUAUCAGGGCCCUCGAAAUAUCGCGCGAGGCAUAUGAUUGUCGUCGCUUACGAUGGUCAGAUACAAAACUCGUUCGAACAGUUGGUACGCGCCAUUGGCACUGGCCGUAAUCUACUCCGCAAGGGUAAGAUGGCCGCUAAACUGGAUGCCAUGGCUGCCCUCUCUGGUCUUCAUGAUGACGAUAACGAUGAUGAAGACGGAGAGGAGGACGGCGGCAUCGACAAGUCAAAGAUGGGAUACCGACACCGUACAGGAUUCUCUGCCAUGCGCAACCGGGCCGUCAUGGCGCGGACCGGCAUCCCCGACAACUCCGAUAUAUCUACCCAAGUCUUCGAUUCAGCUGACAAGGCUCUGGAAUCUGCGCAGAGCUUGUGCGAAAAGGCCGCGCACAUAAUCCUUCGGGAGGGCGACUGUCGGAGAGAUCUGCGGGUCGUCCGAGCCCAUUUCGAAGAGGCGCAAGAUAUCGCGAAGAAAGAGGUCGCCAAGCAUGCUGCCGAUAGAGAGCAGCAGGCCAAUGAGGAGCAUGAGAUUGCACCUCCACUAACUAAAUUCGAAGCAACACCGCCAUCGAAACCUUCAGCAGAACCCGUAACACCUCCCGAAUCAACUAGCCUCCUCCAGGUGGACAUGGCGCACACCAACUUGCCGCCAUCCAAAGUGAUGGACAUUGAGGUCGACGACGAGGAAGAAGAUGACGACGUUCAAAUCGUCAUGCCUCCUUUGCGGUUUAGAUCACGGGCAAUGUAG